Molecule: messenger RNA, 1665 nt
Organism: Ogataea parapolymorpha DL-1
Lineage: Eukaryota; Fungi; Ascomycota; Pichiomycetes; Pichiales; Pichiaceae
Product: Amino acid transporter
Exons: 1
Coding region: 1-1665 (554 amino acids)
Biological process (GO): amino acid transmembrane transport
Cellular component (GO): vacuolar membrane
Molecular function (GO): amino acid transmembrane transporter activity
Source: RefSeq, a predicted model, not a curated record
AUGUCUGUUCCAAACCACUCGCCCUCUGCGAAAACCACCGCGUACGGUGCGAUCCCGAUCCCGAACCGCGGCAACGUGCCUAGACGGUCGAUGCUGUUCAAUUCGCCGCUCGGGUCCUACAAGACCCCGAACUCGCUGUCUGGUUUUGCAUCGUCGUUUCACCGUGCGCAGUCGUUCCGGUCGGUCGAGCCGCGGUUCAGGGCGUCGCGCUCGUACUUCCAGGACGACGAGGAGCUGAUCGACCCAGAAACAAUGGCCCCGUCCGCGCUGGGGCACAAGAUCUCGACCGUGCUGCAAAACAAACCGAUCUCCGACUCGUCUGUUUUCGACGAGGCUGCCAUUGACGACGCCUCGUUUGCUGACCACAGCUACCUGGAUCUCUCGCGGACCAACUCGCUGCACUCGUAUGCGGCGUCGUUUCUCACCGCAGACGACUCGUUCGCAUUCCGCCAGGUCGAGGACAGAGACGGCAAGAUGGUGACGAUGAUCGCGCCGCGGUCGACCGUUCCGCAGACCGUUUUCAACAGCAUCAACGUGCUGAUCGGCAUCGGGCUGCUUGCAUUGUCCAAGGCCAUGACGUACUCGGGCUGGUACUGCGGAAUUGCGCUUUUGGUGUUUUCUGCCUCCAUUACUUACUGGACUGCCACGCUGCUCAGCAGAUGCAUGGACACGGACCCGACGCUGUGCACUUAUGCCGACCUGGGCUACAAGGCGUUUGGAACGAAGGGCAGGCUCUUCAUUUCGGUGCUUUUCUCCAUAGAACUGGUCGGUGUCGGCGUGUCCUUGAUUGUGCUAUUUGCAGACUCGCUGAACGCGCUGUUCCCGCACAUUUCGGUCGUCCAGUUCAAGCUCAUUGCGUUCUGCGUGCUCACGCCGUUCUCGUUUCUCUCGUUGCGUGUGCUGAGCGGAAUCAGCUUGCUGGGAAUCACGUGUACCAUUUCUCUGGUGAUCACCAUCGUCCUCAUCGGGCUCUCCAAGCCAGAGAGUCCGGGCUCUUUGCUGCAUCCCAUGCCCACCAGCCUGUACCCGGCCUCGUUGCACAAUUUUCUCGUCUCGUUCGGCAUCAUUCUGGGCCCGUUCGGGUCGCAUUCGCUGUUUCCUGCUCUCAAGUCAGACCUCGCAGAGCCGGAAAAAUUCCAAAAAUGUCUCUCCAUCACGUACACUGUCGGCUUCCUUGCCGACUCCACCAUGGCCAUCGCCGGCUUCGCCAUGUUUGGCGCAGGCAUUCUCAACGAGAUCACGCAGUCCGUCCUCGUCACCAAAGGAUACCCGAACUUUGUGUAUCUGCUGGUGAGUGUGUGCGUCUCUAUGGUCCCGAUAGCCAAGACACCGCUCAAUGCGAUGCCGGUGAUCAAUAUUCUGGAGUUUGUGAUGCACGUGUCGCCGCAGCAGAUCGACUCGCCGUCGUUUUUCCAAAAACUGCUGCGCAUAGCUGCCAAACUGCUCGUCAAUAUGUUGUUUGUGCUGAUCGCCAUCAUCUACCCAGAAUUCGACAAGAUCAUUGGUCUGAGCGGCGCGUCGCUCUGCACCAUCAUCUGCAUCAUCCUGCCAUGCGCGUUCUAUCUCCGGCUGUGCCGCCCGGACAACGCCUGGUUCUACCACGCGGUGAUCGCGGCCGCCGCAAUCGUCGGCGUAGCUGCCACCACCGCAGCCAUUACGGAUUAA